GACGUCUUCCUCCAGGAUCACAUGACAACGAGACAAAAGGCUCCUCAGCGCUUGCUCAGUUCCCAGCAGGAGGCUGCAAUCAGGAUGCUCUUUACCCGUCCACUGCAACAAGUUCUAGAGGAGGAAAAUGGAGAGAAACUGCAAGAUCUGACACCGCAUCACUCCAAGUUCUUCCUGUAGGAUGACAAGAUGCAGAGUUUAUGACUCGACCAGCGCCUCCAGACGAAGAGCUUUCUUCUGGCAGCUCCUCCUGUUCUCAUCCAGCUCCUCCCUCAGUCUGUUGGGCUGAAGUCAUGAGGACAAGUGAGUUUGACUCUUCAUCUGAAGAUGAGGAGGUUGGAGAGGAGCAGCUGACUCCCUUCCACAUCUCCUGGUUACCUCUGUCCAUAGUGGAGUGCUCGCAGUUUCUUGGGAUAUGUGCACUACCAGGUUGCAAAUUCAAAGAUAUCCGCAGGAGUCUGGAAAGAGACGUUGAGGAGCUCCAGAACCAGGGGGUGCAGGAGGUGUUUGUUUUCUGCACCAGAGGAGAACUUAACAAGUACAGGGUUCCCUCCCUGCUAGAGGUCUACCAGCAGCGAGGCUUCACAGUUCACCACAUGCCCUUCCCAGACGGAGGCGCUCCUGAGCUGGAGCACUGCUGCCAGAUCCUCGAGGAGCUGCAGGUCAGCCUCAAGAACAGCAGGAGGACUGUGAUCCACUGUUACGGAGGCCUGGGACGCUCUGGAUUAAUCGCUGCCUGUCUGCUGCUUCAGCUCUCUCUAACAAUGACGGCAAACAAAGCAAUCGAAAUCCUCAGGGAGCACAGAGGAGGAGGAGCGAUACAAACUGUGAAGCAAUACAACUUCCUCCAUGAGUUUCGGGAAAGGUACACAGCCUACCAAGAGAGCAGAGAGCUUUCCACAGAGCGCUCGGUGUCUCGGUGAUCACUGCUCUUCUCUUCAAAUCAUCGAUCUCUUCAAACUCUCAUUUGUCAGCGAUUCCUUUCUGAUUGUGUGUGUGAUAUAAUUGUAUUCUCGAAUGAUUGCACUUUAACAGAAUACUCUAAUAUAUUGCUUUUUUCACCCUCAUUAUAAUCAAAUUAAAGACUUGAUGAGGAAAUCCUGCUGGGGGUUUAUUUGUAAGUUUAAAAUAUUUUGUUUGCACUCAAAUCACAUUUAAAAUAAUGGAGGUUUUUGUUAUGAAUGUUGAGGAUGUUAACCGAGAAACGGUCUUCUGCUGUAUCUCUACUAUAUUUCGAAUUUCUCUAAAUCUGUAACACCGCAAACAAGUACUUUCUUGCUCCAUAUAAUUUCUAGUAUAUACCAUCUUUUACAUACUGUCGCAUGCUUUGUUCAGGUCUGCAUUUUGGCUACUUAAUUCCUUGUGGUUGAUACCAAAAAGUCAAGACAAGUAACCUAGUUUCGUUGCAUCCUGAGAAAACCCUGAUGUUUGUGUUGAGUAGCUGUUAUCAGGAAUUCGUAGAACAUAAAGUAAAAAGUAGUUCUGUUGUGUCUAAUUUUGACCAUAGUCAUGAUUUAAUUUAAAAUGUAUAGUUGUUCUCUGAUCUUAAUUAGACCUACACCAAGAAAAGUCUUUUCAAGUGUUUUGCCUACAUGUGGGACAUGGGAUCAUGACGUCCAUGAGAUAAAACCUUAUCCCUAAAUGUUUAACAAGAGCCUGCAGCCACGCUAGCAGCUCUGUGAGGCUGUACUUACGCACAGUGGUGCUUUGAGCUAAAUGCUAAAAGUAUGCUAACAUGCUCACAAUGACAAUGCUAACAAGCACGUGAUAAGAAGGCAUAACGUUCCAUGUUCACCAUCUUAGUUUGGUGUGUUAGCAUGCUAAAAUUUUCUAAUUAGCACUAAACACAAAUUACAACUGAGUCUGAUGGGAAUGUCAUUUGUUUUGGACAAACUGAAAUUUGAUUCUGAUGAUGGUGAUAGAUCAAAAGUAAGGAGAUUACCAAAGUCAUUCGUCUGUACCAAAUUUCAUGGCAGUCCAUCCAAUAAUUGCCCGGAUAUUUCAGUCUGAACCAAAGUGGUGGACUGACAUUGCCAUACCCAGAGCCACGCCGCUAGCACGGCUAAUAAAAAUAUGUAUUUUUUGCCUGCUCAUGAUCUCAUUUCUUGAGUUAAAACAAUAUUCCAGUAUAUAACAGAGUGGGAUAGUUUUAUUUAGAUUCAAAUAAACUCAAGUUUUCAUUUCCUAGACGUGACAUGAUUGGAUCUAAUACAUAAAAAUGUAAUUUCAUCUGUGACAAAUGAUCAUCCCUUUCCCUGACAGAUUUACACAUUUGAAAAUGGCAAUAAAUACUCUAGUAUUUAUGAAAAAUUUAGUCUAAUGGCCUCAACUCUAAACAAAAACAUAAUGUUCCAGAUUUGAUUCUGGAAAUGACCCAACACUGCGAGGAGUGCUUGAUAUUCUGGAGACAUAAAAAGUCAAUUUAAAAACAUUAAAUAAAUAAACACUGGAGUUCCUAACGCUGUGGAAUAUUUGCUGUUGAAAUUAACAAAAUGCACAAUGACAAAAACAGUUAAGGAAUUUCAAAAGGUACAAUCAGCAGCAUGGCACAUCAGCACUUUCCUACCAAAGCUCAAAUGCAGAAAGCAGAGAAUAACAAAGUACUUGUUGCUUCCUAAUGCUGAAUAUAUUAUUGUACUGUUGAGUCUACCUUUUCAUUUAUGAUAGUUGCAAGGAUAACUCUACAGAAAUACAGGUCACAUACACAUUGCUGCCCUCACACUUAAAAAAAAACAAAUAUUGCCAUUGAUUUUAACAGGGAUUACAUUAUUUAAAUCUGAUGAUAAAUAGGUCUGAAGUAUGGAAACAAUACAUCAGGUGGUUGGAAAACUGAUGUUGA
Messenger RNA from Siniperca chuatsi (mandarin fish), 2839 nucleotides. RefSeq names its product cyclin-dependent kinase inhibitor 3 (gene cdkn3). NCBI's taxonomy places the organism in Eukaryota, Metazoa, Chordata, Actinopteri, Centrarchiformes, Sinipercidae. Gene Ontology annotation, cellular component: nucleus. The record is from RefSeq and is a predicted model, not a curated record. Gene Ontology annotation, molecular function: protein tyrosine phosphatase activity. The transcript has 10 exons. Gene Ontology annotation, biological process: protein dephosphorylation. The coding region runs from base 201 to 923 and encodes 240 amino acids.